GUAGUGUAUUAUCUUUUCUACCCACUCCUGGGGAAGAAGUAUUUCCCCAUAUCGCGUCAAAGUUCAAAAUCAAAACAACUUCCCUACCGACCAAAGAUGUGGCCGUUACUCUUUAACAUCAACACAUCAGUUACCAGUUACCACUAUCACUUAUCAAUCCCUUUUGUGCGAGAAACAGAGAAUAAAUUUUGAUGGUGUUCAUAACAAACGCUCUGCACUAUUCUUUGUCGAUUCCCUUACUUAAAUCCUUCCAAUUCCAUGCAAAAUUCACUCUCUACAGUUUCCAGAAUUAUUCUGGGAAUCUGAUUUCAAGAUUUAACUUAGCUAGAUUGAGCAGCUCUUCUAUUUGCCAUGCUUUUGUUGAAUUUCCGUCUGAAAUUAAUAAAAACGAUAACAGUUAUCGUCCUAAUCAUCAAACUUAUCUCUGGCUUUUGGAAGGAUGGAUAAAUUCCAGUUCCGGGUCGUUAAUUGAUUGCAGAAAGAUUCAUGGGUUGAUAGUAAAAUCGGGUUUUGUCGAAGAAAUUGAAUUAAAUGGCCGUCUUUUGGACUUAUAUCUUGUCAAUGAUCAUUUGUGGGAUGCACACAAUGUGUUUGAUGAAAUGCUUGAACGAGGCGUUAAUGUAUGUGUUUCUUCAUGGAAUAAGAUUAUUGCUGGAUUUGCUGCAAAGAAAUUGUCUAGGGAAGCAUUUGGUCUGUUUACGCGAAUGCUUGGUGAAAAUGUGGAUCCUGAUGAGUUUACGUUUAGUAAUGUGUUGAGGGCGUAUGGUGGCGGUCUUGGGGAAAAGAUUGAUCUUUGCUGUAUUGAGCAGAUUCACGUGAAGAUUAUUGUAUUUGGCUUUGAUGGUAGUCGUUUUGUGUGUAACCCUUUGAUCGACUUGUACUCGAAGAGUGGUAUGAUAGAUUCUGCUAAAUUUGUUUUUGAUAAUUUAGGUGACAGGGAUAGUGUAUCUUGGGUUGCUAUGAUGUCUGGCUUAUCUCAGAAUGGAUGCGAGAAGCAAUGUAUUCGCCUAUUCUGCGAUGAGAUGCAUGCGCAUGGUAUACUCCCCACGCCAUAUGCUCUGUCGAGUGUUUUAAGUGCCUGCAGUAAGACAGAGGCAUUUGAGCUCGGGCAGCAGCUUCAUGGUCUUAUCUAUAAGUGGGGUUUUGCUUCUGAAGUUUAUGUGUGCAAUGCAUGUGUGACACUAUAUUCUCGUAUGGGAGACUCGAUCUCUGCUGGCAAAGUUUUUGAGAAGAUGAAGCACAAGGAUGGAGUAUCAUAUAAUUCUCUUAUAUCAGGGCUUGCUCAGAAGGGACUUAGUGAUCAAGCUGUUCAUUUGCUACAAAAGAUGCAGCGUGAUUUUAUAAAACCUGAUUGUGUUACAGUGGCAAGCCUUGUAAGUGCAUGUGCUACCAUCGGAUCCCUUGAUAAGGGAAGACAGCUUCAUUCAUAUGCUCUCAAGGCAGGAUUCUGCUCUGAUAUGCUCAUUGAAGGUUCUCUGCUUGACCUGUAUGUCAAAUGCUCUGAUAUUGAAACUGCACACAAGUAUUUCCUUACAACUAAAAAAGAAAAUGUGGUUCUGUGGAAUGUAAUGCUUGUAGCUUAUGGGCAGGCUGGUAAUCUAAGUGAAGCAUAUCAAUUGUUUUCGCAAAUGCAGAUGAAAGGCUUGGAACCUAAUCAGUAUACAUAUCCAAGCAUGCUUAGAAGUUGUACUUCUGUUGGAGCUGUUGAUUUGGGAGGACAGAUCCAUACCCAAGUCAUUAAGACAGGCUUUCAGUUAAACGAGUAUGUUUGUAGCGUGCUUAUGGAUAUGUAUGCUAAGCAUGGUUUCCUGGAUACCGCUGAAAAGAUUUUUGAGAGGCUCACUGGGAAUGAUGUUGUCUCUUGGACAGUUAUGAUUGCAGCAUAUGGGCAGUAUGGAAAGUAUGUUCAUGCUCUUAAGCUCUUUGAAGAGAUGCUGUACCGUGGGAUCCAAGUAGAUAAUAUUGGUUUGUCGAGUGCAAUGAGUGCAUGUGCAGGUAUUCAAGCACUCUACCAAGGUCGGCAAAUCCAUGCUCAGUCAUAUAUUCUUGGUUACUCUGAUGAUCUUUCAAUUCGAAAUGCUCUUGUUAGCCUCUAUGCUAGAUGUGGUAGACUUCGAGAAGCUUAUCAGGCUUUUGAAAAAAUUGAUGUCAAAGAUAAUAUAUCGUGGAAUGCAUUGAUUUCGGGGUUUGCACAAAGUGGACAUUCUGAGGAUUCAUUGAGAGUAUACACACACAUGAAUGAAGCUGGUGUAGAAGCUAAUCUCUUUACUUACAGCUCUUCAAUCAGCGCUGCUGCUAAUAUAGCAAAUGUCAAAGAAGGGAAGCAGAUACAAGCUAAAUUGUUUAAAACUGGAUACAACUUGGAAACUGAGACAUCAAAUGCCUUAAUUACACUCUACGCAAAGUGUGGGUGUCUUGAUGACGCCAGGAGAGUGUUCUCUGAAAUUAUCAACAGAAAUGAGGUUACUUGGAAUGCAAUGAUUACAGGAUAUUCGCAGCAUGGUUGUGGAGAAGAAGCCCUGGAAAUCUUUGAUGAGAUGAAAAGGGUUGGCGUGGUACCGAACUAUGUCUCAUUUGUUGGUGUAUUAUCAGCAUGCAGCCAUGUAGGGUUAGUGGAACAAGGGCUAGAGUACUUUGAGUCCAUGAGUAAAGAAUACAAUUUGGUGCCCAAGCUAGAACAUCAUGUUUGUGUUGUUGAUAUUCUCGGACGAGCAGGUUUUCUAGGUCGCGCUAGAAAAUUUAUAGAAGAUAUGCAGAUUGAACCAGAUGCAAUGAUCUGGAGAACUCUUUUGAGGGCUUGCAUUGUUCACAAGAACAAAGAAACUGGAGAGUUUGCUGCUCGUUGUUUGUUAGAGUUGGAACCAGACGACUCAGCAACCUAUGUUCUCAUGUCAAAUAUGUAUGCCGUGACUAGGAAUUGGACCUGUAUGGAUGACACCAGGAAAAUGAUGAAAGAAAAAGGGGUAAAAAAGGAGCCUGGUCGUAGCUGGAUCGAAGUAAAGAACUGUGUUCAUGCCUUUUAUGCUGGUGAUAAUCUGCAUCCUCUGGCAGAUAAGAUUUAUAACUUCUUGGACAAUCUGAAUGAACGUGUAGCUAAAAUUGGUUAUAUACAGGAUCAGAACAGCCUUCUGGUUGAUUUAGAAAAGAGUAAAGUUCUCAAUGUUCAUAGUGAAAGACUUGCUAUUGCUUUUGGACUAAUAAGCUCAUCAAGCUCAAUUCCUCUCCGCGUUAUGAAGAAUCUUCGUGUAUGUGCAGAUUGCCAUAAUUGGAUCAAGAGUGUUUCAAAGAUCUCAAAUCGAACAAUUAUUGUGAGAGAUGCAUAUCGCUUUCAUCAUUUUGAGGGUGGUUCAUGUUCAUGUAAGGAUUAUUGGUAAGUGAAUUUUGGAAAAAUAUUCAUGAAAAUCAAUACCCAAAUAUCCAUAUCCAAUUGAGGUGUUGGAUACACACCGGACAUGGAUAUGCCAAGAUGGUGACAGAGUAGGGGUUGGUCCAACAUAGUCAUCAGUCCGAUGUUGCAUAAUGUUUAUUCAGCUGCGUGCAUACAGGUGUACCUGUAGUAGCUGCAGCCAAGGCAAUUAUGUCCAUCAAUAAGCCUGAAGAAGCAAAUUACUGUCCAUUCCAGUGCAAAAAGCAAUCAUAUUGGGAGAUGAUGCAGAAAAUCAGCUAGUCUUAUGAAAACCAUGGAGCUCAUUCCUUUGGCAGGUGAAUUUGGAUAAAGUCGGAGAUUGCAGGAAACUGAUGCCAAACCAGGGAAACAAAACUAGGGACUAUUUUUCUGGUUUGCAGAAUAAUUUGGUGAAUGCUGUGAUAAUUGUCAAAGCAAAUAUUCAUUAAUUUGGAGCAUUCUAGGAGAAGAUCCUGGGGGCUUAAUCGACACUACGCAAAAGUGUGAACCUGAAGAUAUUAUUAUAUGAGCAGCUUCCAAAAGAAAUGCAGCAAAUUCCUUCAAAAUAAACAAAGAAGAAUAGAUAUGCAGCAUUGUUUGCUGCACGAUAUACUGGAGUAUGAAGUAUCUGUGCUGUUUGUAGGGAUGACAAGGAAGUCGAAAUCCGGUCUGAAUUUGAAUCGAUAUAAAAAACAAAAUCCUAUUUGAAUCCAAAAAAGUGAAAAUCCAAUUCAAAUCCUUUACGAGGGAGAGAUUAUGUAAGAUCUGACAUAUUUCUUCCUAAAUCCGAUCACUAUCAACUUAUAGAUUAAAAAGAAGGAUUAUGUUUGCAUUUGAAAAAGUCAAGUGAAAUAUAGAAUGAUUGUUUUCUACAA
Molecule: messenger RNA, 4260 nt
Organism: Beta vulgaris subsp. vulgaris (sugar beet)
Lineage: Eukaryota; Viridiplantae; Streptophyta; Magnoliopsida; Caryophyllales; Amaranthaceae
Product: pentatricopeptide repeat-containing protein At4g13650
Exons: 2
Coding region: 192-3374 (1060 amino acids)
Biological process (GO): RNA modification
Molecular function (GO): zinc ion binding; protein binding; RNA binding
Source: RefSeq, a predicted model, not a curated record